Messenger RNA from Gossypium raimondii (Peruvian cotton), 2555 nucleotides. Its product is annotated as inorganic pyrophosphatase TTM2. The record is from RefSeq and is a predicted model, not a curated record. Gene Ontology annotation, molecular function: ATP binding; kinase activity. The transcript is spliced from 12 exons. NCBI's taxonomy places the organism in Eukaryota, Viridiplantae, Streptophyta, Magnoliopsida, Malvales, Malvaceae. Gene Ontology annotation, cellular component: cytoplasm. The coding region runs from base 444 to 2438 and encodes 664 amino acids.
UUGUAAGUAAAGUUCCAACUACCAAGCGCAAAAAACAGUCAAUUGGAGACACAAACACUUGGCUUCCCAGGAUUGAGCAUUUCAUCGAUCCCCGGAAAAGAAUCGAAACUGCUGCAAAUACUAGUAUUAAAUACCUCUCUCUUCCUUGUUUUAUCUUUGUGUGAAUGCAUUCUCGAGAAAGUGUUUUUUCCUCCCCUUAGAUUCUCUAGAAUUCCCAAAUUCCAGAAAAAAACGAGGAAAAUCCCGGAAAAUCACAUUCGUUUCUAUUCCGAAAAAAGAAACCAGAGAAAUAGAAGGACCAUUUUUUAUACAAGGAUAAAGGGUUAAUCCAGUGUGACUCAUUUACUAUAAAGAACAGUAGAACACAUAGAAAAAAAUAUAAAUAAACAAAUUAAAAAACCCCGACUCAUUCGGUGUGUCUCGAGGUAGCUGUCAUAUUUUCAAUGGCUCAAGACGCUUCUGGUAUUGAAACAUGCCAUAAGAAACCAGGUCUUUUAAAAGAUCAAGUUCCACUGGUUAAGCGAAAGGAUAUUGAUCGCCAUGAGAUUGUUUCAAUCGAAGAUCCUUUGUCUUUUGAGCAGGGGUUCUUUAUUGUUAUCCGUGCAUGCCAAUCAUUAGCACAAAAAAAUGAUGGAAUAGUAUUGGUAGGAUUAGCAGGUCCUUCUGGGGCAGGGAAGACUGUAUUUACCGAAAAGAUGCUCAACUUCAUGCCCAACAUUGCUAUUAUAACAAUGGACAACUAUAAUGAUUCUAGUCGGAUAGUUGAUGGCAACUUUGAUGAUCCACGCUUGACAGAUUAUGAUAUGCUGCUCCAGAAUGUUCAUGAUUUAAAGGAAGGGAAGGAUGUCCAGGUUCCCCUCUAUGAUUUCAAGACUAGUUCCCGAACAGGAUACAGGACUCUUGAAGUUCCAAUCUCCCGAAUUGUAAUUAUUGAAGGCAUCUAUGCUUUGAGUGAAAAGUUGAGACCUAUGCUGGAUCUUCGAGUAUCUGUCACUGGAGGAGUUCACUUUGACCUCGUUAAACGAGUUCUACGAGACAUACAGCGUGCUGGCCAAGAACCUGAAGAAAUAAUCCACCAAAUUUCUGAAACUGUAUAUCCAAUGUACAAGGCCUUUAUUGAGCCGGAUCUCCAAACAGCACAUAUAAAAAUCAUUAACAAGUUCAACCCGUUUACCGGAUUUCAAAGCCCCACUUAUAUUUUAAAGUCAGCAAGGAAGUUCACAGUUGAUCAAAUUAAGAGUGUUGUAUCCAAAGCACAUAUGGAAACAGAGGAGCAGACUUAUGAUAUAUACCUUCUACCUCCUGGUGAAGAUCCAGAUUCUUGCCAAUCAUAUCUGCGGAUGCAGAAUAAAGAUGGAAAAUACAGUCUCAUGUUUGAGGAAUGGGUAACAGAUAUUCCAUUUGUCAUAUCUCCAAGAAUUACAUUUGAAGUUAGUGUUCGCCUUCUUGGUGGGCUAAUGGCCUUGGGUUAUACAAUAUCAGCCAUCCUUAAAAGAAACAGCCAUGUAUUCUCCGAUGAUAAUGUUUGCGUGAAAAUCGAUUGGCUGGAGCAGCUAAAUCGUCAAUAUCUUCAGGUACAAGGAAGAGAUAGGUCAGUUGUAAAAGAUGUUGCAGAGAGGCUUGGUUUGGAAGGUUCUUACAUUCCACGUACCUAUAUUGAACAAAUUCGAUUGGAAAAGCUUGUAAAUGAGGUUAUGGCUCUGCCUGAGGAUUUGAAAACAAAGCUCAGCCUAGAUGAGGAUUUGGUGUCAAGCCCCAAAGAAGCACUCUUGGGAGCCUCCAUGGAUAUGGUUGCUUUGAGAAAUAUGCAUCUCAGGAGUGGUAUGUCACUUUCAUAUUCAACUCAAAGAGAGAAGUAUAUAUCAAACUUUGCUGGAUAUAGUGUGAACAACCAGAGGUUUGGUGAGAGAAACUCGGAGUCAGCUCUAGCAAACAAGGGAGUCAUUAAUCAGCUUUCGGAGCAGAUAUCCUCUCUAAAUGAUAGAAUGGAUGAAUUUAAAACCCGUGUCGAAGAGUUGAAUUCCAAGUUAACCAUCAAGAGGAGGACUUCCAGCCAACAAAACCUGGCUUUUCGAGCUGAAUCUUGCAAGGGAUCUGCUUGUACUUCUUACUUUAUAAAUGGUUUAGGCAAUGGUUCCAUAAUAACCAAUUCUUCAUCUUCCUCCCAACUGGCUAAGGAUUCACCUUUAAUGGAAGAGCAGAUAUCUACUGUUGCAGAGGGACAACGUCGAAUCAUGCAUCAGUUAGACAGCCUUAGUAAUCUCCUCCAUGAGAGACUUGGAGAGAGGUCUGAGCAAGCAAAUACAAAAAGGAAAUACAUGGUGGCUGGUGCAGAACCUAUUAAAGUUCCUCUAAUUUUAACAACAUUGACCAUUGGUGGUCUGGGAAUCUUUCUAUUUAGGGGCUUUCUUUGUAACUCUUCCUCUCAGGUUUUCUAGUAAAGUGCAUCCGGGUAAUUUUGGCAUCAAAACCGAACUUGGAACCUUAAUUGUGUUUGAUUAUACUGAAAUUUUCUGGUUGGCUCCGACAGGCUUAAAAGUUCAACCACUUAAUCA